Messenger RNA from Caenorhabditis elegans, 2811 nucleotides. RefSeq names its product putative aromatic-L-amino-acid decarboxylase (gene hdl-1). The record is from RefSeq and is marked reviewed. Gene Ontology annotation, molecular function: carbon-carbon lyase activity; 5-hydroxy-L-tryptophan decarboxylase activity; L-dopa decarboxylase activity. The coding region runs from base 54 to 2771 and encodes 905 amino acids. The transcript is spliced from 15 exons. Lineage: Eukaryota; Metazoa; Nematoda; Chromadorea; Rhabditida; Rhabditidae. Gene Ontology annotation, biological process: dopamine biosynthetic process; amino acid metabolic process.
AUUCCUACGUUUAUUGUCUUUAAAAAAGACUUUUUAUUCAAUAAUUAUCAAAAAUGUCCGAAAAAGGAGAAACUUUGAUAGAAGACACCGCGGAAAUUGAGUUCGAGCAGACAGUUGAUAAAACUCAACAAUGGGGUCGUCUGAAGAAUGCAGCCGCAUUUUCAUUGUUUCGCGACUUGCACAUGAAUGAAUCAUUGCAAAGGAAACAUGCAAGAAGUGAUUAUAAAGUUUAUGAUUUGAAUAAUAGAGUGAUAUUCCAUGUGAUAAAUACAACAGCAAUGCCAAUUACAAAGGAUGGGCCGUUUUGUUUGAAAGUUAUGAAUAAGGAUAAAAAGUCGGUUGCCAAGUUCCUUCGAAAUGAGCCAAAACGAUCCUAUAAACAAACUGGUCUUGCUUCUCUAUUUGGCUGCUGUUCUGAUACGGAAGAUACAAUGGAAGUACUUGAUGAUAAUGGACUGAUCAUUGCAACAUCCUUUCUACAUCAUGAUCAGUUUCGAGGAAUCCUGAUCACAAUGAAGGAUCCUGCCGGAAAAGUCUUGAUUGGAAUUCAAGCAUCUAGAGAUCAGAAGGACGUAUUUGCUGUGUCGGGUCCAGACAAUCGGUAUUUGGGAGAAAUUCGUCAGAAGAUUAUUUCUUCGGGCAACUCUACAGACAACUAUAAGGGCGUUGCGUGCUGGUUUUCAACCGAAGUAUCCCUAAAUGUCAAAGUGUUCUUCAUGGCCGCUGCAUUUCUUAUUGAGAUCGACUAUUUCAGCGAGACAAAAAGCCGCCAAGCUCCAUUUCGUACACCGGAAGCAGAUUAUUUGAACCCAAUCAUCAAAACUCCGCCGCAUAAUGAAAGAGUUCCAAAGAUGAAAACGAACAUAUCGAAGACAAGAAAAAAGAAAGGCAAGGUAUCGGACGCAUCAAAAGAUUCUAGGCCGUCUGAGACGAAGAAGGAGACUUUAAUGAUGCCAGAAAUACACCACACAAAACACUUUGAUUCAAUCGGCGGAGAAGAACAAGCAUUUGCGAAAAAAGAGAAAGUUGAAGAGUUCAAACCAACUGAGGCAGUCAAAGAAGAAGUUGAUGUGAAUGGAAUGUCGAGGGAUCAAUUCCGAAAUGCGGCAAAGAAAGUUGUGGAUUAUCUGAUGAAACAAGACGAGAGCAUCCGUGCAGCCCGUUGCUCUCCUGCACUGAAACCUGGUUAUCUGAAAGCAUUGCUCCCACCGAAAGCUCCACAGAAGGCAGAAGACAUUGAUGAUAUUUUGGAGGAUUAUCAUAAGUUGAUCGUUCCAGGACUUUCUCACUCGAGUCAUCCAAAUUUUCAUUCAUUUUACCCAGCUGGUAAUUCAUUCCAUUGUCUACUUGCGGAUCUACUUGGUGGCCACAUUGGAGAUGCUGGAUUCUAUUGGACAUCUAAUCCAGCAUUGACUGAGCUGGAAGUAUUGAUGAUGGAUUGGCUCGGCGAAAUGAUGGCAUUGCCAAAAGAGUUUCUUCUGUUCCCUGAAGCAAGUCGUGGUGGAGGGUGUAUGCAGAGAUCCGACACAGAAUCCAACUUCCUGGUUCUAGUUGCCGCAAGAACUGAUAUGAUUCGUCGAAUGAAACAACGAGACAAGCGUCUUCGAUCAUCGGAUAUUCUAGCUCGCCUUGUUGCUUAUACCUCUUCUGAUGCUCGUCGUUCGAUCAAGAUGAAAAUGGCGGCUGAAGUUGCGAUGGUAAAGAUGCGAGUACUUCCUACAGAUCAGAACUUUAUUCUCCGAGGUGACACAUUGCAUGCAGCAAUUAUGGCUGACAUUGAGAGAGGCCUCAUUCCAUUCUUUGUCGGAGCCAACUUUGGUACUUCUGGACCAUGCUCUUUUGAUCAUCUGCACGAGCUUGGCCCGGUGUGUAGAGAACAUGGAACAUGGUUACACGUGGAUGCAGCCUAUGCUGGAACUGCACUUAUUUGUCCAGAAAUAAGAGGGCUGAUGAGAGGAAUUGACUGGGCUGACUCGUUUUGCACUACACCCAGCAAGUUGAUUAUUGCUGUCUGUGAUGUUUGUUGUCUCUGGGUUCGCGAUCGUCACAAACUUCAGCACGCUUCACUGGAGAAUCAUCCUGAUCUACCAUUCAAAGGUCUGCCGACAAGUCAGAGAGUCGGGGCACUGAAGAUAUGGUUCAUGAUUCGUUCUUUUGGCGUCGAAAAUCUACAAAAUCAAAUCAGAGAGCACAUAAGAUUAGGACAAGUUAUGACAAAAAUACUGCAAAAAGACUUGAGAUUCGAAGUUUGUAACAAAGUCGUGAUGGGGUUGAUUUGCUUCCGUGCAAAAUCGAAUGAUAUGUUCAACAAAGCACUUUUGUACAGAUGCAAUGAAACGGGAAAUGUUAGCUUGGCAUCGUGCGUCUUACAAAACAAAUUUGUCAUCCGAAUGUGCAUAAACUCUCCAAAGUGUUCAGAGGAAGAUCUCGAUUCAGCUUAUAAAUUGAUUUGCAAUGAAUACGAUAUUUUGAAACCGUUUCAAUAUCGAAUUGAAGUAAUGAAUCAAGCAGAGCUCGAAACCUUUAUUCGCGAUCCAGCAAAAAUCCACUCGUCUGCCGAAGUUUCUCGUCGCUUCCCAGUUGUAAAUCCAUUAGAGCCGUGUCGAAGUCUUGCUCAAAUUUCCUCGCAAAUGCACACUGCUGAAUAUGCAGAUCCGCCAGGAAAAAGCAACAAAUCGCCUCAAGUAGCUGCAAAAGGCGAGCUACCAUCUGCGGCUCCUCCAUCAUCUCGUACUCCAAAUUCAGAUAUUUCUGAAAAAUCUGAUAGAUGAGAUGAAGUGAUAAAUGAAGUUAUUAGCGAAUAUUUUCAAU